AUGGUGAUGCUAGUCGACACGCUCGAACGCCUCGGCAUAGACAGCCACUUCCGUCGCGAGAUCGCGGCGAUGUUACGCCGCGUACACCGCCAGGAACAGGACUGCCCUUCCGCCGCCGCCGACGACGGCCUCCACAUUACUUCCCUCCGAUUCCGUCUACUUCGCCAGCACGGCUUUGGGGACAUAUGGGUUCUUGUACUGAUACGAACUAUCCGCGCAUGAAAAAAAAAUAAAAAAGAUGUAUUCGACAAGUUCAGAGACAAUAGAGGCAGUUUCAGAGCGAGCCUAAGCAGUGACACGAGGGGCCUGCUAAGCCUGUACAACGCGGCUCACAUGGCCAUGCCUGGCGAGGAGGCGCUGGAUGACGCGAUCGCGUUCGCGAGGCACCACCUAAUUCAGUCCGUGGAAGGCAAGCUGAAGUCGUCGAUGGCCGAGCAGGUCUCCCGCGCCUUCGACAUCCCUCUGCCACGGGCGCCCAAGCAGCUAGAGACGAUACGCUACAUCGCCGAGUACGAGCACGAACCAGCUUUCGACGGCGUGGCGCUGGAGCUAGCCAAACUGGACUUUGAGCUCGUCAGGUCUCUCCACCUCAGGGAGCUCAAGGCCCUCACCAUCUGGUGGAAAGACCUGUACAAUAGCGUGAAGCUAAGUUAUGCUAGAGACCGUAUCGUGGAGAACUACUUCUGGACGUGCGGCAUAUACCACGAGGAGGAGUACUCUCGCGCACGUAUCAUGUUCACCAAAGUUUUUGGACUCAUGUCUUUGAUGGACGAUACUUACGACGCCCACGCCACCUUAGAGGAGUGCCACAAGCUCAACAAAGCUAUACAGAGAUGGGAUAAGAGCGCGGUCUCUAUUCUACCCGAAUAUCUUCAUGCCUUCUACAUAAAGUUACUGAACAACUUUGAAGAGUUAGAGGAUUGCUUGGAGCCAACCGAGAAGUACCGCAUGUCUUACGCCAAAACUGGGUACAAGCAGUUGUCGGAAUACUACCUCCGUGAGGCCCAAUGGUCGAGCGACAAAUACAUGCCCAGCUUCGCCGAGCAUCUGGACGUGUCUGUCAUGUCCUCCGGCUUCCCGGAGCUGGCCCCGGUGGUGCUGUUGGGCGUGCGCGACGGCGACGGCGCGGCGACCGCGGAGGCGUUCGGGUGGGCGGCUGCCGUCCCCGCCCUGGCCCGCGCCAGCGGGGAGCUAGCCCGCUUCCUCAACGACGUCGCCUCCUACAGGACCGGGAGGAGCGGCAGGGACAUGGCGAGCACGGUGGAGUGCUACAUGGCGGAGCGCGGCGUGGGCGGGGAGGAGGCCGUGGCGGCGGUUGCCGCGAUGGCGGAGCGCGCGUGGAGGACGAUCAACCGGGAGUGCGUGGAGAUGGGUGGUCGGGCUGAUCAUCUGCUCCCGGCGGCGCGGCUGGUGGUGAACCUGACGAGGAUGCUGGAGGUGAUCUAUCUCGGUGGCAGGGACGGGUACACCUUCGGCGCCGACAUCAAAGACCUCGUCACCAACUUCUUCCUCGCAAACCCCUCCCAGCUGUUUGAUUAGAUAUACAGCAAGCAUAUGCACAUACGUACACAUAUACUUUCUCCGUUUUAUAAUAUAAGACUUUUUAGCAUUGUUUACAUUUAUAUAGAUGUUAAUGUAUUUCUAGAUUCAUUAACAUAUAUGAAUAUGAACAAUGCUAAAAAAUUUUAUAUUAUGAAAUAGAGUGAGUACUAUAUACUAGUACGUGGGUAAAAUCGUGUAACGUUUGCAUGUAUGUGUAAUAAAUUAAUAUGCAUGUGUGUAUCUUAAUUACAGAUAA
Messenger RNA from Oryza sativa Japonica Group (Japanese rice), 1798 nucleotides. The record is from RefSeq and is a predicted model, not a curated record. NCBI's taxonomy places the organism in Eukaryota, Viridiplantae, Streptophyta, Magnoliopsida, Poales, Poaceae.